UGCUGCCAAUCAGUGCCACCUAUCAGUGCCAUUCAGUGCUGCCUAUCAGUGCCAUCAGUGCCGCCUAUUAGUGCCAGUCAGUGCCAUCUAUCAGUUCCAUAUAUCAGUGCUGCCUUUCAGUGCCAAUCAGUGAUGUCUGUCAAUACAUAUCAGUGCUGCCUACCAGUGCCUCCUCAUCAGUGCCCAUCAGUGCCACCUAUCAGUGUCCAUCAGUGCAACCUAUCAGUGCCCAUCACUGCAGCCUCAUUAGCGCACAUCAGUGAAAGAGAAAAAUCACUUAUUUACAAAAUGUUAUAA
Messenger RNA from Staurois parvus, 297 nucleotides. The record is from the annotation of a GenBank genome assembly. Lineage: Eukaryota; Metazoa; Chordata; Amphibia; Anura; Ranidae.